Messenger RNA from Sitophilus oryzae (rice weevil), 1755 nucleotides. It is a transcript of the gene Smu1, whose product is annotated as WD40 repeat-containing protein SMU1. Gene Ontology annotation, cellular component: precatalytic spliceosome. The record is from RefSeq and is a predicted model, not a curated record. Lineage: Eukaryota; Metazoa; Arthropoda; Insecta; Coleoptera; Curculionidae. Gene Ontology annotation, molecular function: protein binding. Gene Ontology annotation, biological process: mRNA splicing, via spliceosome. The transcript has 11 exons. The coding region runs from base 135 to 1667 and encodes 510 amino acids.
UUGCCAUAAAAAAAAGAAGAAAAAGUGGUAGCUGAUGCCAACAAAUCAACUUUCAAUUUGUUUAUGUUUCCAGUUUCUAGCUUUUUAGCCGAAAAGUACAAUCCGUUCAGGUUUAAACCAAAUAAAUAAUAAACAUGUCCAUAGAAAUAGAAUCUGCAGACGUGAUUCGAUUGAUUCAACAAUACCUGAAAGAGUCGAAUCUUUUUCGAACAUUGCACACACUACAAGAAGAAACAGGUGUGACUCUAAAUACUGUAGAUAGUGUUGAUGGAUUUUGUGCUGAUAUAAAUAAUGGUCAUUGGGAUACUGUUCUAAAGGCUAUACAGUCCCUCAAACUUCCAGAUAAGAAGCUAAUUGACCUCUAUGAACAAAUUGUUCUUGAGCUUAUCGAACUGAGAGAAUUAGGAGCGGCAAGAUCACUAUUACGUCAGACAGAUCCAAUGAUUAUGCUGAAACAGAAUGAACCAGAAAGAUAUAUUCAUUUAGAAAAUCUUUUGGCAAGAUCAUAUUUUGAUCCCAGAGAGGCUUAUCCUGAUGGUAGUAGUAAAGAGAAGCGAAGAGCUGCAAUAGCACAUGCACUUUCUGGAGAAGUCUCAGUUGUUCCAUCAUCUAGGCUUUUAGCUUUACUGGGUCAAGCUUUAAAAUGGCAACAACAUCAAGGGUUACUCCCACCUGGCACAACAAUAGAUUUAUUCAGAGGUAAAGCUGCAGUUAGAGAGCAAGAGGACGAAACCUUCCCAACACAAAUGGCUAAACAAAUUAAGUUUGGUCAGAAAUCUCAUGUUGAAUGUGCUAGAUUCUCCCCAGAUGGUCAAUAUUUGAUUACAGGAAGUGUUGACGGUAUUAUUGAAGUAUGGAAUUUUACAACAGGAAAAAUAAGAAAAGAUUUAAAAUACCAAGCACAGGAAAAUUUUAUGAUGAUGGAACAUGCCGUGUUAUGUAUGGCAUUUUCAAGAGACAGUGAGAUGUUAGUCAGUGGCUCACAAACAGGUAGAAUAAAAGUUUGGAGAAUCAGUACAGGACAGUGUUUAAGAAAAAUAGAAAAGGCACAUUCCAAAGGGAUAACUUGUUUGCAGUUUUCAAGGGAUAACAGUCAGGUUUUAAGUGCCUCGUUUGAUCAUAGCAUAAGAAUUCAUGGCCUGAAAUCAGGAAAGACGUUAAAAGAAUUUCGAGGACACACUUCCUUUGUAAAUGAAGUUAUUUUUACCCUUGAUGGGCAUAAUAUUUUAAGUGCAUCAUCAGAUGGGACAGUGAAAGUUUGGAGUAUAAAGACGACAGAAUGCAUAAACACAUUUAAAUCGUUAGGUUCAAGUGAUUGUACAGUCAAUAACAUACAUAAUUUUACUAAAAAUCCUGAACAUUUUGUUGUAUGCAAUAGAAGUAAUACUGUUGUUAUUGUCAAUCUACAAGGACAGAUUGUGAGAUCUUUUGCUAGCGGUAAAAGACAGGGCGGCGACUUUGUAUGUUCUACGGUUUCACCCAGAGGCGACUGGAUAUAUUGUGUUGGUGAAGAUAUGGUGCUUUACUGUUUCUCCACUGUAACGGGCAAAUUAGAAAGAACUUUAAAUAUCCACGAGAAAGAUGUUAUUGGUGUAGCUCAUCAUCCACAUCAAAAUCUACUCUGUUCUUAUAGUGAAGAUGGAUUAGUACGACUUUGGAAACCAUAAUUUCUGUAUUUAUUUAUUUAUGUUAUGAAAUACAUGCAAAAUCACCAAGGUUGGUAUACAAUUUUUUUAUUGAGAUAAUGAAAUAAUA